GGAACCCUCUAAAGCUAAUAGUAAGGAUAUUGGGAGUGAAGGUAUGUCAAGUCCGAAGACAUCUCAGUCUCCAGCGAGAUUUUCUACAGUUAUGAAGAAGAAUGGAUUCGUCAAAAAAGAUACCCAGAUGAACUUCUACAUUGAAGAAGCUAAAAAGGCGAUGUUCAGGUUAUUUAAAAACAAAAAUACCAAGAAAAAGAAGAAAUCGAAAUCACGCCCAUUACAAAAAAUUGAGCCCAAAGUUGAAGAAGUCCAUAAAGAGAUUCCUGACUGGAAACGAGAUUUAUCAUCAAACCUUGGAAGCAUUCUAAAGCCGUCAAUCCCAGACUUUGGCUACGCAGAGCACAUGUAUUUUGAUGAAGAAGACAGCCCUGGCAAACGGACUGGCUGGGGGCCUUUCGUCGAAUUCAUUAAGAAAUAUCCAGUAACUAGUAAAGCCCAGAAUAUAAUCGAGAGCAUUAAGAAAGAGAAGGAAUUAGAAGAGGCGAAAAGAAAGAAAAAGCCGAAGAAGAGGAGAAUCAAGCCUAGGAAAAAGAUAUCGUAUAAUAUUCAAGUACACAAGACUAACUCUGAUGCUGGAACCGCAAGAAGCAAGAAGAAUGUGUAUUUCGAAGACCUGAAGAUGCAGAGUAGCAACAAGAUCAGUUCAUUCAAGAAAAAUGCUGAUGUAAAGAGGAGGCAGCUCCCAAGUAUCCUGCCAGGAGGAGAUGAUAAGCGCAAUAUUUUGAAUAACUUAAAACUAACCAGGAGCGAUUCAAAAAGUUCAAUCAGCUCAUCAAUUUCUUCUAGUGAGGAGAAGAACAACAGUUGAACUCGUGUUCCAGCUCUGACUCUGAAGAACCUGAAUAAACUUGAAGUAAGUCCUAGAGGGAGUGUCAGGCAACGCAGGCCCUCAAUGAUGUCAAUCACAGCAUAUAAAAAUAUCUUCAUUGAAAACACAAAGUUUCAUGUUGAGCAGAAAAGAAAGAAGCCUCUGACUGACAUUUGGUACAUCCAUAAAGGAUUUGAGAAAAAGCAAGAGAACAAAAAUGAGGUCUACAAAGAUCUGAACAGGACCAUCCAGACUAGAUGAAUGAAGAUCAAGAGAUUCUCUUGUGGAAGGAAGCUAGCCCCCAUUAGGGUAUCAUCCAGACUGAAAAACCUUUCAGCAUCCGUUUCUCAGAAGAGAAGCCUGAUUUCUUCUAGCGGUCCAAAGACUGUGAAAAGUAUUUGCAAAGGACAAAUCCAGAAGCAACGAAUCAACACUUCCUUUAAGCCACAAAUCUCGCAAAGGGUCGUCAAUCUUGCCCAGAAGCUACACUCAAAAAAUAAGAGAUCUCAGUCAUUUAAACAACAUGAAGAGUGCGAUGCUAAUUCAACACCCAGGAUGAGGGAUAUCUCAAGUGCUUACAAUAUUACUCAAGAAAGCAGGUCUAACUCAACAGAGCCUAAAUUCUUAAAGGGAGUGAGGAAUAAGAGUAAAUUUCAAACCUGCCAUACAAAGACUCAGGCCAGAUCCAAAUACAUGAGUAGCGGAAUACUUUAGGAGCAACUGUCCA
Moneuplotes crassus is the source of this 1538-nucleotide messenger RNA. NCBI's taxonomy places the organism in Eukaryota, Ciliophora, Spirotrichea, Euplotida, Euplotidae. The record is from the annotation of a GenBank genome assembly.